Molecule: messenger RNA, 828 nt
Organism: Asparagus officinalis (garden asparagus)
Lineage: Eukaryota; Viridiplantae; Streptophyta; Magnoliopsida; Asparagales; Asparagaceae
Exons: 3
Coding region: 1-828 (275 amino acids)
Molecular function (GO): protein dimerization activity
Source: RefSeq, a predicted model, not a curated record
AUGGGAUUUGUGGUGGGGAUGCUUAAAGAUAUGAAGAAGGAGAUCAUUCAAGUUUUCAAGAAUAAGGAGAAGGAUUUCAAGCCCGUGAUUGAUAUUAUAGAUGGGAAGUCCAAGGAUCGGCUCUUUUCUCCCUUGCAUAUGGCUUCUUACGACCUCAACCCUUACUAUUUCUAUAGGGAUGAUGUAGUGAAGAACUGCAAAAGGGCGAAAGAUGGAUUUCUAGAUGUGGUGGAGUUGUUCUAUCCUGAUAUAGAGCAACAAGUUAAAAUUCAUACUCAAGAGUUGGAGAGAUACAGAUCUACUUGGUGGUAUUUGCAUGGUGGUGAUUGUCCCUUCAUGCAAAAUAUGGCUAUGAAACUUCUCAACUUGACAAGCAGCUCUUCUGGUUGUGAAAGGAAUUGGAGUACAUUUGAGGGGAUUCAUACGAAGAAGAGAAAUAGAUUGGAAUCGAAGAGGUUAGAGGAACUGGUCUAUGUGAAGUUUAACUCAAAGCUCAACCAGAAGAAGAGGAGAGGAGAAAACAAGAACCAACUACUAUCUACUGAUCAUAGUAAGGCACGAGCAUGGAUCCUAGAAGGAGCAGGCUCCGAUGAUGAGGAAGAAGUUUAUCCUAGCUCAGGCCUUACUUGGAGGAUGGUAGAGGGUAUAUCGGGAGCGGCUGAGGCUACGAAGAAUAGGAGGAGUUCUAGGCUAGCAGGACCUUCAAGUGCUUCUACUUCAGUGAUGGAUGAUGAAGAAGAGCCUCUUGUCUCGGAUGAUGAUGUUUCAGACGAGGAGGAGGAUCGUGUGGAGAUGGAUUCUAGAGAGGAUAGUGAUGAUGGAGUAUAG